AGCUCUCCCGCCCCGCCCGGAAGCGUCCGGCAGGGUCUGGCGGCCAUGGCUGACGAAGAGGAGGACGCGCCGUUUGAAGAAGACGCGGAAGAAGCCGGCGGGGGCCUGGACGGCGGGCAAGGCAAGAGGAAGAGGCUGUUCUCCAAAGAACUAAGAUGCAUGAUGUAUGGAUUCGGGGAUGACCAGAACCCUUACACAGAAUCAGUGGACAUUCUUGAGGACCUGGUAAUAGAGUUUAUCACAGAAAUGACACACAAGGCAAUGUCGAUUGGGCGGCAGGGCCGUGUACAGGUUGAAGACAUUGUCUUUCUAAUCCGCAAGGACCCCCGUAAGUUUGCCAGAGUUAAAGACCUCCUGACUAUGAAUGAAGAACUGAAACGAGCCAGAAAGGCCUUUGAUGAAGCAAACUACGGCUCUUGAUUCUGCACGGAGGCUGCACUGAGGCAUUACUUGGGCACCUGCUGCCCAGAAGGAAGGAAUGUCAUGUGUGUUGUCUGGAGGGGUUAUUCAGGAUGGAGGUCACUGCUAGGAUGUCUGCCCUCGCUCACAGCCUUUUCUGAAAAGUAUUCAAGCAGCUGAAUGUUAUCCGAUUGUAUGCAGUAUACUUACAUAUUUUUAUACCAUUUUAUGAAAUGAGAAGAGAGCUCUAAAGAUUCUUGUAAUGGCAGGAAGUCUGUUUGAAGUAGGACUGUGCUGAAUCGGAUAUCUAGAGGGCUAAUGAUGGGUCAUUCUCUACAACUAUUUCAGUUAUCACUGGGUAUUCCAGUGACAGGAAACCUAGAAAAUGGAUCUUGGUUAACUGGACGGAACUAUACAAGUUCUGCUCUUUGCUCUUUAUAUGCUCUUUAAAUAAAACAUUAAGUUU
Messenger RNA from Aptenodytes forsteri (emperor penguin), 865 nucleotides. It is a transcript of the gene TAF13, whose product is annotated as TATA-box binding protein associated factor 13. Gene Ontology annotation, cellular component: transcription factor TFIID complex. Lineage: Eukaryota; Metazoa; Chordata; Aves; Sphenisciformes; Spheniscidae. Gene Ontology annotation, molecular function: protein heterodimerization activity. The record is from RefSeq and is a predicted model, not a curated record. The transcript is spliced from 4 exons. Gene Ontology annotation, biological process: transcription by RNA polymerase II. The coding region runs from base 46 to 420 and encodes 124 amino acids.